Haemonchus placei is the source of this 537-nucleotide messenger RNA. The record is from the annotation of a GenBank genome assembly. NCBI's taxonomy places the organism in Eukaryota, Metazoa, Nematoda, Chromadorea, Rhabditida, Trichostrongylidae.
AUGGGCAAGUUUACCAGAGAAGAGGAAGUGCUCCUCUCCAGUUACUCACCGGCGAAUUCAGCGCGAAGUAGUGCACUGUUUUAUCUCAACGCAGUCGUUAUUUCUCUUGCACCUCUCUAUCUCUUCUACGGAGUGCAUCAAAUGGAGGUGGCUGAAUCAUGGAUAGUUUGGAUCAUCUCGGCUGUCGCAUCGACCUAUUUUCUUUCAAUGGCUUGUAAAAAUCAAAAGAGACUCUUGAAACAUCAGAUCGUCAUGAAACGAGGUUCUGCAGUAGAUAGAGAAAUCAAUCAGAAAUACGCAAAUGACAAGAAAAUGAGCACCAAGGAGAAGGAGGAGCGUGCUCUUUUCCGUAAAAACGAAGUUGCUGAUUCGGAGGCGACGUAUUUGUCCAUAUUUUUCACCAACGUCCUUUUUCUUUCGAUCAUGCUAUUCUUAGCAUUUUUCCUUCUCGCGAAUCUCACUCCUAUUUUCAAUUCACUAUUGUCUGUCAUAGGAUCAGCUGGUCUGGUAGCAUUCCUUUCUACUGCCAAGAAUUAG